Sphaeroforma arctica JP610 is the source of this 314-nucleotide messenger RNA. RefSeq lists its product as hypothetical. Lineage: Eukaryota; Ichthyosporea; Ichthyophonida. The transcript has 2 exons. The annotation marks the transcript as partial. Gene Ontology annotation, biological process: glycogen catabolic process. Gene Ontology annotation, molecular function: amylo-alpha-1,6-glucosidase activity; 4-alpha-glucanotransferase activity. The record is from RefSeq and is a predicted model, not a curated record.
UUAAUAAUACUCCGCUGAGAAUGGACUCUGUUGCCGCCCAAACAUACAUCACGAAAUGUCUGGGACAUGUUUCUGAGUGGGAGAAUCGACUGAAGGCAUCAUCCGAGAGCGGAUUUAACUUCAUCCACUUCACUCCUUUGCAGCACCUGGGACAGUCAAAGUCGUCCUAUUCCGUGGCGGACCAAUUGGCGUUGAACCCCGAUCUCUUCUCUGAGGGCGCUAAGGGAGAGAAGGAGGUGACAGAUAUUCUCACCACAAUUGAGAAGGAUUAUGGGCUCUUGUCACUCACCGAUGUUGUAUGGAAUCACACCGCG